Emiliania huxleyi CCMP1516 is the source of this 3939-nucleotide messenger RNA. RefSeq lists its product as hypothetical. The transcript is spliced from 4 exons. Lineage: Eukaryota; Haptophyta; Isochrysidales; Noelaerhabdaceae. The record is from RefSeq and is a predicted model, not a curated record. Bases 1 to 3939 code for a protein of 1312 amino acids.
AUGCCCAACAAGCAUCAGAAGUACACGAAGUUUAAGCCGUGCUGGUGUCGAAAAUCAAUCUUGCAUCCGGACAGCAAGGAGCUGGCCUGGCAGUUCAUGCCAUCCAUACGCGAGGCCAAGACCCCCAUGGACGUGCAGACGGUACUUUGCCGCGUCGAGGGCGUGCACGUGAUCCGCGGCGUCGCGAUCAGCCAGUGGAGAAAACGUAAGUACUGGGCUGCAAGUCCUGCAAAGGCUGCAAAGGUUGCCGGCGAGCGGCCCGAGUCGCCGCCGAGGCUGGACAUUGGCGCAUCCAGCUGCGACGAGGAGGGAGACGCGGAUCUCGUCUACGAGUUGUGGAAAGCAUGCGCGUCGGAUGCCAUGCCUUCACCUCUCGCAGGCGGAGAGGUCGGCGACGAUGGUGUGGGUGUUGUCGCUGGCGGCUACGAGUGCCUGCGUGGCGGUUUUGGCGGCGGCGCUGGCGCUGGCGGCUUGAGCAGCGGCGCUGUGCCUGGCGUCGUUCCUGGUGGCGAAACCGUGCUCGAUCUCGAUGUCGUUGACGGCGGCGACGACCUCGUCGGCUUGGGAGGUCGCGGCGGAGGCGGUGUCGACGAGGUCGGACUGCCCGGCAGCGUCGAGGGGUGGGUGUCCUCAGUGAUCGGGCAGGGCGGUGAGGGAGGCGGCGAAGGCGAGGGCGGCGGCGGCAUGGGCGGCGGCGAGGGUGACGAUGGCGGUGGCAGCGCGGGCGGCGGCGCAGGCGGCGGCGAGGGUGGCGAUAGCGGUGGUGGCGGAGGCGGAGGCGGCGGAGGCGGCGGGGAGGCGGACGGCGGCGGCUUCGACGGGGCGGAGAGAGGGGAUGGCGAGGACGAUGCUGAUGGCGGCGGAGGCGAGGGCGAGGCGGAGGGAGGCGGAGGCGAGGGCGAGGCGGAGGGAGGCAGCGACGGCGGCGACGUAGACGGCGGCGACAUCGAAAACAACGGCGGCGGCGGCGGUGGCGGGGAGGAGAUGGCUCUGGCUCUGCUGGGCGGCGGCGUUGCGUGCGUGCUCUACGGCGGCGAGGAGGCCGAGCGCAUCCAGUUUACGGCGGCUGCUGCUGGGGCGGUAGCGUCCUCGGCGACGCAGGCGGCGCUCGGUGCGACCGCAACGGGACUCUCGCCCGAGGCGGCGGAGACAGCGGCGGGCGAUGCGGCCGAGGCAGGCGACGGCGGGGCAAGCGACGAGAGCGUGGCGGAGGGCGGCGACGACGGCGACGGAGGGGGCGGCAGCGGCGGCGGCGGCGAGGGCGACGAAGGGGUCGGCGCCGAGGACGGCUGCGGCGACGAUCCUCGUGAGGUCUGGGUCGAGGUGGUCACCGACUCGGAGGACGACUCGAUGCAGGGCAGCGAGGUGGUCGAGGGCUCGGAGGACGUCUCUAUGCCAGGAGGCGAGGUGGUCGAGGUCUCGGAGGACGACUCGAUGCAGGGCGGCGAGGGUGUCGGCGACGGCAACAGCGGCGCUAACGAGUCUGUGAACUGGUGGUCCGUGUCGACCUCCGAGUGGUCGGACGAGGAGCGGGAGGUAACUUCGAUGCCCAUCGCCGAGCCGACGGUGGAACCUCGGCCGGCCCUGAUGCGCUUCCCGGAUGGCGCCCCCGGGCGCCGGCGACUGAUGCUGGGCGGCGGCGUUGCCCGGCCGUUGUAUGGCGGCGAGGCGGGGGAGGCCAUACAGUACCUCGCGCCGCAGGCUCUGGACGAGCUUGAGUUGACCUUCGCGCGCAAGAAGGGCGUGUACUACGCGGGCGUGUAUGGUUCGGCGGUCACGUCCGACUCGGACCAGCGGGUGUGGGGCGGCGGCGAGGCGGGCGGCGACGAGGGCGGCGGCGAGGGCGCAGGUGGCGGCGCCGAGGGCGGCGCCGAGGAGAUGGCUCUGGUGCUGCUGGGCGGCGGUGCCGCGGUCGUGCUCUACGGCGGCGAGGAGGCCGAGCGCAUUCAGUUUACCGCGGCUGCUGCUGGGGCGGUAGCGGGCUCGGCGGCGCAGGCGGCGCUCGAUGCGACCGCUGCGGGGCUCUCGCCCGAGGCGACGGAAGCGGCGGGCGACGCGGCCGGCUCCGCAAUCUUGUCUGGCGGUGAGGCAGGCGGAGAGGUGCAGGCAGUGCUCGACAGUGGAGCGGAGGCGACGGGCGACGAGGAGGUCGACGGCGGCGAGGUGGGCGGCGGCGAGAAAGGCGGUGGUGAGGCUGGCGGCGGCGAGGCUGGCAACAGCGGUGAGGCGGGCUACGGCGGGGCAGGCGACGGCGUCGAGGAGAGCGGCGGCGGCGACAUCGGCGGCGGCUUCGCCGAGGCGACGCGUAGCACAGCGGCCGGUGACGACGGCGGCGGCGACAGCGGCGGCGACAGCGGCGACAGCGGCGGCGACAGCGGCGGCGACAGCGGCGGCGGCGGCGACGACGGCGGCGGCGACGGCGGCGGCGAGGAUGGAGAUGGCGAUGCGGGCUAUGAAUACGAUGAAGAGGAGCUACAGCUCGCAGAGGAAUUGUUGCGGCUUUCAAAGGCUGCUGCGGCUUCGGUGCUGCACGCGUUCCUCAUCCAGGACAGCUACUGCAUCGGCUUAUCGCACCCUGUUGUGGACUGGCUGUGCGUGAGCCGCGCCUGGCGCGAUGCCUUGGGCGAGAUUUGGGGCGCCAUCUUCCGCACGGGCCUCAGCGUCCAGCUCAGCAGUGCGACGGUGCAGGGCUUGCAGUGGCGCAUUCCGAGCUACCUGACCGAGCUGCACCUCACCCUCAGCUCGGUGGAGAGUUUGCCAGGAGACGAUCGUCGGAGGCUCGGGCAGCUCCUGGCCUUGCUGCCGCCCGGUCUCCAGACGUUGACUCUGGAGACCGUUUACGUUAUCCUCGAGGACCCUGAUGCGGAGGUCUUGGCCGCGGGGCUUCCGGCGGGGCUGCGGAGCUUGUGCCUUACCUCCCCGCGGGGAGGUCGAAUGGGGGACGCCUCGACGGAGACCCUCCUCCAGCGCUGCCGCGAGCUGCGCUCGCUCGACUUCAUGGCGUGCUGGACGCCGGCGCUGCGGCUGCCCUGCGCGCCACAGCUCAGAGACCUCCGCCUGGCCUGCUGCAUGCGGGACCCGGCAGCCUACUCGACCCUCUCGACGCUGCCACGGCGGCUGGACUCCCUCAAGCUCGCUUUCAACGACGAGGAGGGUAAAAACCUACACAAGGAUCUUGCGCCGUGCUGGAGCGUGGUGGCCACGGCGCUGCGCGCGCUCACGGUGCCCAAGAUCGAGCUUGCGGCGUACUACGUCGAUCGGAGUGACGACGGCUUCUGCACCAAGCUCCUGACGAGCCGCCUCCCUCCAGCGGAGCUGUCGGUGGUCAUGGGUUUCUACCGCUGCGGCCUCUCCGUCGCCGCCCUCUCCCAGCUGGCGUCGCAGCUGCCGCCGACUCUUGCGGCGCUCUCCAUCUCCUUCGACUACAAGGCCUCUUUCGAGAUCGACUACGAGGGUCCGGGGCCCGACUACCAGGCGACCCGGACGGCGGCCAUGCGGCGGUUUUUCGAGGCGCUCCGCGCGCGGCCCCUGAAGCGGCUCGAGUUGGUGGAAGGCUUCGAGUGCUUCAUGGGCAGCAAGGGCGACUGGGAGCUCCUGUUUGAGAAUCUGCCCUCGACCCUCGAGACGCUCAAGAUCGAGACGCACGCAAAGGGACUCGGAGAUCGGGGCGCGGGCGUCUUGGCGAAGCACCUGCCGAGCGGCCUGCGGAAGCUGGACCUCUGCUUCAAUGGGAAUGGCAAUCCAAUCGGCGGGUGCGGGGUCGGCGCAAAGGGCGCCCUGGCGCUGGUCGAGGCCAUCCCGGCCGGCCUCGAGACCGGAUCGCUUUACGUCGCCGACCUACGCACGUCCGGGCCCGCGUACAAGCGCCUCCGAGCCGCGCUGCCGCGCUGGCCGCGAGGCCGGUUGGACGGCAAGCACAUCACCAUUUGCCGCACGUGA